AUGAAGGUUAAGAUCAAGCAGUGGAAUGCUGUCGCGACAUGGCGAUGGGAUCUUCCAGAAGACGACGUGUGUGGUAUCUGUCAAGUUCACUUUGACGGGACGUGUCCGACUUGCAAAUAUCCCGGCGACGAUUGCAGUUUAUUAUCGGGCAAAUGUGGUCACAACUUUCACAUGCAUUGCAUCAUGGAAUGGAUCAAGCAAGACUCUGCAAAAGGUCAAUGCCCAAUGUGCCGACAGAAGUUCGAAUGGGGAGCAGAUACCGGAGCAACUCAACCACAAGCAGAUGAACAGCAAGACAUGGUUGAGGAUCAAUGA
Molecule: messenger RNA, 315 nt
Organism: Hypoxylon trugodes
Lineage: Eukaryota; Fungi; Ascomycota; Sordariomycetes; Xylariales; Hypoxylaceae
Product: RING/U-box
Exons: 4
Coding region: 1-315 (104 amino acids)
Biological process (GO): positive regulation of mitotic metaphase/anaphase transition; protein ubiquitination; anaphase-promoting complex-dependent catabolic process
Cellular component (GO): anaphase-promoting complex; nucleus
Molecular function (GO): ubiquitin protein ligase activity; zinc ion binding; cullin family protein binding
Source: RefSeq, a predicted model, not a curated record